GACAAGGAGCUCGAGUACAUUGAGAUGAUCGACCGUACUACAUUCGACCAGCUGCUGGAGAUGGACGACGACGACAACCACGAGUUUAGCAAGAGCAUCGUCUCGAACUACAACGAGCAGGCCACUACGACCCUCGACCAGCUACAAGAGGCCCUCGACAAGCGGGACUUGUCCAGCGUCUCGUCUCUCGGUCACUUUCUCAAAGGCUCUUCCGCUGCCCUUGGUCUGAAUCGCAUGAAACGUGCCUGCGAACUCAUUCAGCGAUUCGGUGCCUGCAAGUCAAGCAACGGCACCGAUCCUCUUCCCGACGACAAUGUCGCUGUCGACCUUCUGACGAAGGCAAUGGCCGUUGUUCGCAAGGUGUAUGCCGACUCUGAAGAGUAUCUCCGUCACGUUUUCGAUUGA
Schizosaccharomyces japonicus yFS275 is the source of this 405-nucleotide messenger RNA. RefSeq names its product histidine-containing response regulator phosphotransferase Mpr1. The record is from RefSeq and is a predicted model, not a curated record. Gene Ontology annotation, molecular function: histidine phosphotransfer kinase activity; protein histidine kinase binding. Lineage: Eukaryota; Fungi; Ascomycota; Schizosaccharomycetes; Schizosaccharomycetales; Schizosaccharomycetaceae. The transcript has a single exon. Gene Ontology annotation, biological process: phosphorelay signal transduction system. The annotation marks the transcript as partial.